ACGAGGGCAGGGAGAGGUUCUGCAAACGGAAGGGGAUGAACAGGAAGAGCAAGGGCUGCGCACACAGAGGGGGAAACUGCUGGCAGUGUUGGUUUUCUAAAUGUAUUCAUUCACCCCGUCUCCGUUCCUAUUGUGUUAAUGAUUUUUGUUAUCUAUCUAAAUGUCCCUUUAAGUUAGUUUAUUGGCGCCACGGUCAGUUUUUCCUCUACAGUAAGCGUAUUAUCAAGCUAGCGACUCUUGACUGUCUCCAGCCUGCAACUUCCCGUCACUGAGAAGAACGAAGACAGAAAGAGUGAGCAGCUGAAAAGGAAACAGGGUCUGUCAAUAAGAAUACAGCUAAAUCUACACGGAUAUCAGACGGAUAGACAAGUCGAUAGCAUUGUCUUAUUUUAGUCGACUAGACGGAUCUGCGUUCUUCUCAUUGGCUUGCUUACCAACCUUCGUUGUUUUCCUUGUUGAACACCCAGCUGCGUCUUGCCCCACUGUCGCCGAGGCUCGAGCCAACCACUGGUGGGGGGUUUCAUGGGAGCCUUGUUUCGAUAGAACUCCCUUCUCCCCCCCGACGGACCCUCGCUCGAAUCCAAUUCGGGCGCUGUCUUCCCCGGGGGGUGCCCGGUUUUUGCUUAGUCUGACUGGGGAAGGAGGGCGGUCCCCCAGCCUUGACUGUCGCUCUGGCCGACCUCAGUGGACCCUAAUAUGGCAGGAAAUCUGAAGAAAGGCGGAGGACUGAUCGGAAUGAUGAAGGACGCGUUUCAGCCCCAUCACCACCUCCAUUCCAAUCACCAGCCAGGGGCCGUGGACAAAAAGACAGUGGAGAAAUGCUGGAAACUAAUGGACAAGGUGGUGCGACUGUGCCAGAACCCCAAGCUGGCACUGAAGAACAGCCCACCUUACAUCCUGGACCUGCUGCCAGACACCUACCAGCACCUCCGCACCAUCCUGUCCCGCUACGAGGGCAAGAUGGAGACGCUAGGCGACAACGAGUAUUUCCGCGUCUUCAUGGAGAACCUGACCAAGAAGACCAAGCAGACCAUCAGCCUGUUCAAGGAGGGCAAGGAGCGCAUGUAUGAGGAGAACUCGCAGCCCAGACGGAACCUGACCAAGUUGUCGCUGAUCUUCAGUCACAUGCUGGCUGAGCUCAAAGCCAUCUUCCCCAACGGCCUGUUCCAGGGGGAUAACUUCAGAAUCACCAAGGCUGACGCCGCCGAGUUCUGGAGAAGAUCAUUUGGGGACAAGACGAUAGUGCCUUGGAAGGUGUUCCGGCAGGCACUGCACGAGUUCCACCCCAUCAGCUCGGGCUUGGAAGCCAUGGCCCUCAAGUCCACCAUCGACCUCGCCUGCAACGACUACAUCUCCGUCUUCGAGUUUGACAUCUUCACCAGGCUCUUCCAGCCUUGGUCGUCUCUGCUGAGGAACUGGAACAGCCUAGCGGUGACUCACCCGGGCUACAUGGCCUUCCUCACCUACGAUGAGGUCAAGGCCCGGCUGCAGAAGUUCAUCCACAAGCCUGGCAGCUACAUCUUCAGGCUGAGCUGCACGCGGCUGGGCCAGUGGGCCAUCGGCUACGUCACUGCAGAUGGGAACAUCCUGCAGACCAUCCCCCACAACAAGCCCCUCUUCCAAGCCCUCAUCGACGGCUUCCGGGAAGGAUUCUACCUGUUCCCUGAUGGGCGCGCCCAGAACCCAGACCUCACAGGACUGUGUGAGCCCUCGCCACAAGACCAUAUCAAAGUCACACAGGAGCAAUAUGAGCUGUACUGUGAGAUGGGCUCCACCUUCCAGCUGUGUAAGAUCUGUGCGGAGAACGACAAGGACGUGAAGAUCGAGCCCUGCGGUCACCUCAUGUGUACCUCCUGUCUCACCGCCUGGCAGGAGUCGGAGGGUCAGGGCUGCCCGUUCUGCCGGUGUGAGAUCAAGGGCACGGAGCCCAUCGUGGUUGACCCCUUUGACCCCAAGGACCCCAUAGGGGGCUCCUACGGGAGCUGCAGGGGUAUUUUCGGGGCGGAGGGUGCCCCGUCGCCCAGCUACGACGAUGACGACGACGACCGGCUGGAAGACCCCCACCUCAUGAUGAGCAAGCUGGCCUGUUCCAAGGUGGAGCGGCCCCCUUCGCCCAUGUCCCUGGCGCCCCAGUCCUCCCUGCCCCUGCCCCCCCGCCUUGACCUCCUGCAGCACCGACCGCCCAACCCCCCAGGAGCAUCCAGCCCAGGGACCACAUCCAAGGCGUCCUCCCACCACAAGGACAAGCCUCUCCCCCUUCCCCCAGCCCUGAGGAACCUGCCGCCCCCUCCUCCACCAGACAGACCUCUCUCUGCCGGGCCUGACGGGUGGCUCGGCAGACGGCCACUACCCUGCACCCCCCUGGGGGAGCCCAAGCUUCCCCCGGCCCCGCCCAACCGCAACCUGGCUGACUGGAACCCCAGGCCGGUGCCCAAGGCCCCCGGACAGCCACCCGGUGUGGGAGACAGGCGGGGAGUCCGGGAGCUCUCCAACAGACACUCCCUCCCCCUGGCCCUACCGUCAGCCCUAGACGGAUGCACAGACGGACAGCGGAACAACAGCUCGCUCAGUUUGGACCAUCAGCUGGUGAAGGGAGCCCAGAGUUUUGGAGGCACGGCGUCUGGCAGUCACGAGUAUGACAACCCCAAAGUGAAGCCUUCAGUCUCGGCCAAUGCCAUCUAUGCUCUGGCAACAAGACCCCAUCCAGAUCUGAAGCCUGUGGCUGGGGAGGAGACCUACGAGAGUGACGAGGAGUCCGACUACAUGAUCCCCACCUCUCGGCCCGUCCUGGCCCCCAUGGCAGCCCCCCUUGUGGUGACAGAGAUCCCAGCCCCCAACCCCCCCCAGCCCAGCUCUCUUAACUCAUGGCCCAUGCUGAAGGACCUGGAUGAAAGACCUCAAAUGUAUGAAGCCAUGUAUAACGUCCAGGCCCAGGCCCUCACAGCCUCCCUGCUUCACCUGGCCAGAGACUCGGAUUGCUCUGAUGUGCCCCCCCUGGCCAGUACCAAUGGCCCUAUCUGGGAGAUCGCCUGCCCGGUCCGGGAGCUUCCCGAGGAGGUAGAGGAGGAGAACGGCUAUGACAUCCCCAAACCAGCGUUGCCCAUGGCCCGACGCACCCUCUCCGAGCUGGGGGCCGCUGCCUUCAGCCGCCUCGUCAUGGACAGCGAGCCCGGAGUGUCUGCCUCCUUCUCAGAGUCCAGCGACGCCCCAGAGCGGCCGCCCAAGCCCCUCCCCCGCCGCUUCAACUCAGAGCGCCGGCGCAGCCCUAUACCUCCUGUAUUAGGCACUGGAGGAGGCGGAGGAGGGUCGGGAGAAGGAGGUGGAGGAGUAGCCAACCCCCAGAUCACCAGCGAGAUUGAGCAUCUAAUGAGCCAAGGCUACACCUACCAGGACAUCCAGAAAGCCCUGAUGAUUGCACAGAACAAUAUGGAGAUGGCCAAGAAUAUCCUGCGCGAGUUUGUCUCCAUUCCCUCCACAGCGCACAUUCUUACAUAGUACCUCCUCUGCUCCAGCCCUGCCCAGCUCAGCCCAAAGCCCAUCGCCUGCAGUACUAGCGCUUCAGUGCUAACUGGAGCCCCUGCAGUCUCCUGUCUGGAGCCCUCUCAAAGCUAGCUCAAUGCUAACUGUGUGUGACUCCGAGCCCUGCACUCCAUGUGAUUUCUCAAGAGUGUCUAGAUGCCUUUUGUAAUGUGCUGCAGGGCCACUCUCCAUAUCCCAUGUGGUGAUGCUGAUGGCUCAUCCUGCAACCGAAGCUUUGGCGGUCUUUCUCAGUCGUUUUCGCGUCCUCCCGAGGCCUCUACCGAAAUGUAAUCGACACCUCGCAAAAAAAAAACAUGUACGUGUGUCUAUAUAAGAAUUUAAUAUAUAACAAAAUACAUAUUAAAUGUGUAUAAUGUAUACAUAUAUAUUUCCAAUGAGUUCCGCUUCGAAGGUCUUUUUUUUUUUUCAUGUCGUUCAUGUUAAGGAUAGAUUGCAGAGGACAAAGAUGGUGGUUCUUUGAAACCGCUCUGAGGGAGAGAGCACCCUUCUAUAGUCCCCAGCCCUCACUUUGAGGAGAAAGACAGACUUGGUUUAGCGUGUAGAAGCAGGCGUUUCCUAAACAUUUGGCAACAUGUCCAAUGUGGCCUUUAAUGAUAUUGCUUCGGUACUUUCUGGGGAAAUUAAUGUUUGUGUGUUGCCUCAAAGUAGCAUAAUGUUAGUGUUAGAGGUCUGGACUGUCAUCUCCAGCUAAGGUUGUAGCCCAGUGUGUGUUUGUGUGUGCGCUUUCAAGUGAUCUACAGCUAAACCCACAGGGGAUGUGGGUUUAAACCCACAGGGGAUGUCUCUUUGUCUGGGGUGUGUGUUAGGUGUGUCUGGCCAUUGACUUGGCUAGUAGGGUAGGGACGUGUGAUGGCUGACCGAGUUCACGAUUGACAAUUUGACUUAACCCCGGUGAAAAGCAAAGCUGUGUUUUGACUGUGUUAUUAGCUAUAUGCAUCAUUUUCUACUGUGGGUAGCAUUAUUUCCUACAUCUAAUCACCUCAUCAGUGAUUUCGAUGACCAAACUGGGACUGGGAAGCCUGUGUUUAGUUUUUUUCAGUAAGACGGUUUUUAGAGGCAGUCCUGGCUCUGCUGUUAAGCCACACAAAUGUGUGAUGCUAACUUCGGGUGACUUGGAUGUCUAUGUUGGUGCAGUGGAGGAGGGGGUUCUCACUCCCACCCCCAUUCUGUCAGAUCUAAUCAAUCGAAGCCAUCUGGGAGGUCCCGAUUGGCCCAUGUCCCAAUCCCUCUUCUAUUCCUGUGCAAAAUGAAUGUGGGUUAAUCGUUCUUCCUUAAAUGUAGUGCUCUUUCUAAACAUAGUUCUCUCUACCAAUCGUCUGAAUGGGAGGGGCAAACUGUACUGAAAUCUAAUGGUGGGCAAAAAAGUAUUGACGGAUUCUAUUAGAGGCCCAGUACCGGGCCAAGAUUUGAUGAUGCAUUGAACACAGCUCAGACAUGAGGAGAGCUUUGUCCGAGACGUACACCGAAGCUGUUCAGCGUUGUGAGAAAAAAAAAAAUGUAAUCGAUUUACUUUAAUAAUAUAUUAUUAUGAUGAUCAUUAUUGUUAUUAAUUCAGAAGUGCUUUACUGCUGCUACUAUUGUUAUUGCUAUACUAUUAAGCCUUAAAUGUACAUUUGUGAAUAUUGUUGUUUAACCUCCUCUUUUUUUUUUAAAGUGACAGUAUCUAAUUUGUGUUCUUUAUUUGGUGAUGUAGCAUACUUGAAAAUGCAAGCAGCUUGGGUUGUGCAAUUCAAGCUGAAUUCAGUUGUUUUCUUAUCUUUGGUGUUGGACUGGAUAGCCUUCAGGGGAAUUAUGGUGACAUCAUAUUGACCUAAGUGUUAGCACCGGCAAAACAAACGAUGUGAUUGACGGAAAGGAACAGUGCCAUAACUCAGUCAGAUGUUUGUAUUGUAAAUGCCUCCACCUUAAAGGGGAGUACAUCUAAUCUAGAUGGAAUUGGGUGUUGUGCAAGCUUUGUUAUUAAGGAUCGUCUUAAUUGCACAGCUGCAAAAAGCCCAGUAGCUUAGUGAACAAGGACAUGUUGAGACGCACACCCAAAAUGUUGACGAGUCCCCCCCCAAAAGGGAAAGAAAGUUUCACAUUCUAUAUAACUCUUAUUUAUUUUUGUAAACCUUUCCGGUCACACAUUGACAGGGUUAUAAAGAGUGUUUUACUUUAUUUUUCCUAUAGAGAUAUUACAACCAUUGUUUGGGUCAACGCAACAGCAGGGUUUGUGGACCAGUUGGGAAUGUGGAAAUUUUGUUCUCUGUUUUCACGGAGAGGUUUCCCAGGUUUCCCCAAAAUCCCGGUUGGAAAAUUGCUAAGUUUUAGGAUUCCCCUCCCUGUUAUUACCUCCUGAUUUCAGGAAAACCUGGGAAUUGUGGGAACAUUUCUGGAAUUUUGCAAUCUGAUCUGUAACUCAGGAAUACCAUAUGUACAUUAACCAGACAAGUGAUUUUUCACAUGGACUGUUCCGACUAGUCUUGACUCAAUGAGUUGACAACACAUUGUUAAACUAACGAAUGCACUCAUUUAAUACAGUAGGUGCACCAUGUUCCUGUAUGACUGCAUGAUAGGUCUUCAUUCACUUUGAGUGUUUUCCGAUUUCAGUGGUUAUAAGGGCCUUCAGAGUUUGAACGCAAUCCACAAACUUCUAUUUUUAGGGAGGCCAUACUGAUGAAUAUGCGAAUGUCCACACUUAUUGAAUUUACAAAAGUAGCCUAUAACUAAUUGUCAUCAUAACUUGCACAUCAUCUUGUGCAGACUUCUCUUACAUUGUUGGUUAAAAUGUAAAAAUUGCACUGGCUCAAAUUCCCAUAUUUCUAUCUCCAAGACAGGUACUAUUGAGGUACAUUGACUUCACCGUUAAAGGUGGAGAACCUCUGUUAAUGGGAUUGCCGCAAUGGGCUGUAGAAUCAUCGUAUAGGCUAGCUUCUCAACUGUAUCUCAGUCUCCAGACUGGAAGAGGCUUAUGGUGUCCUUUGUUUAUUUUUCUUCUGUUCCUAGUUGCCUUGAGCGAAACGUUAACGUAACUUUUGAGUGCACCGUGUUCAAUAGGGAUUGUGAGGUUCACCUCCCGAGUGGCACAGCAGUCACUGCAUUGCAGUGUUGCGGCGUCACUACAGCCUCUGGUUUGAUCCCAGGCUAUGUCAUUACCGAGUCCCAUAGGGUGGUGCACAAUUGGCCCAGCUCCAUCCGGGUUAGGGAAGGGGUUUGGCCGGUGAGGCUUUACUUGGCUCAUCGCGCUCUAGUGACUCCUUGUGGUGGGCUGUGCGCCUGCAGGCUGGCGAUGAUUGUCAGUUGAACUGCGUUUCCUCCGACACAUUGGUGCAGCUGGCUUCUGAGUUAAGCGAGUGGGUGUUAAGAAGCGUGGUUUGGGGCGUCAUGUUUCGGAGGACGCAUUACUCGACUUUCGCCUCUCCCGAGCCCGUUGAGGAGUUGCAGCGAUGAGACAAGAUCUUAAUCACAGAAUUGGGGAGAAAAAGAGGGGUAAAAUUACAAAAAUAUAUAAAGGGAUUGUGAGGUUUCAGAACGGAAUCGCUUUUCCUUUAAUAUUGAUUACUGUACUGAUUAUUGUCUAUGUAUGAACAUGUACAGUGCAUUCGGAAAGUAUUCAAACCCCUUGACUUUUCCACUUUUUAUUUACAGCCUUAUUCUAAAAUGGUUUAAAUAGUUUUUUUCCCCCCUCAUCAAUCUAUACGCAAUACCCCAUAAUGACAAAGUAAAACCUGGUUUUUAUACAUUUUUGCAAAUGUAUAAAAAACAUUACAUUUACAUAGGUAUUCAGAACCUUUACUCAGUACUUUGUUGAAGCACCUUUGGUAGCGAUUACA
Molecule: messenger RNA, 7352 nt
Organism: Salmo salar (Atlantic salmon)
Lineage: Eukaryota; Metazoa; Chordata; Actinopteri; Salmoniformes; Salmonidae
Product: Cbl proto-oncogene, E3 ubiquitin protein ligase
Biological process (GO): cell surface receptor signaling pathway; negative regulation of epidermal growth factor-activated receptor activity
Cellular component (GO): membrane raft; plasma membrane
Molecular function (GO): ubiquitin protein ligase activity; calcium ion binding; phosphotyrosine residue binding
Source: RefSeq, a predicted model, not a curated record